Messenger RNA from Seriola aureovittata, 2868 nucleotides. RefSeq names its product interferon regulatory factor 3 (gene irf3). Gene Ontology annotation, cellular component: nucleus. Bases 301 to 1698 code for a protein of 465 amino acids. Gene Ontology annotation, molecular function: DNA-binding transcription factor activity, RNA polymerase II-specific; RNA polymerase II cis-regulatory region sequence-specific DNA binding; protein binding. Lineage: Eukaryota; Metazoa; Chordata; Actinopteri; Carangiformes; Carangidae. Gene Ontology annotation, biological process: regulation of transcription by RNA polymerase II; immune system process. The transcript has 11 exons. The record is from RefSeq and is a predicted model, not a curated record.
AUACAAACGCGCGUGUUUGACCCCACCUAGCGGCCCAGCUGGUAUAAAACACAGCUGACGUCACAUCUGGAAAACGAAACUGAAGUCGGAGUUUCCUCAAAAAGACUGAAAACGCAACCGGGCUGGUAUUUAGAGAGUUAGCAGCUUGGAUUGAACGUUUGUCGCACAGCUUCUGAAUCGCCUGCAACACAACACUGCUGCCACUGUCCUGCAUCACAUGUGUCUGAUUUCUGGCCCAGAAAACGACUGGCCUUGAACUCAACACCAAGCUGCACCGACUGAAACCUCGUCGUUAAAGAAAUGUCUCAUUCCAAACCACUGCUCAUCCCGUGGCUGCGGACCCAGGUUGACAGCGGCAGGUAUCCUGGUGUCAACUGGACAAACCCGGAACGAACAGAGUUCUCCAUCCCAUGGAAACACGCAUUAAGACAGGACUCCUCCGACACUGACAUUCUCAUCUUUAAGGCCUGGUCAGAGUCGAGCAACAAUGGCCAGGCUCAGGGAGACCCGUCAGUCUGGAAGAGGAACUUCCGCAGCGCCCUGCGAGCCAAAGGUUUCAAAAUGGUUACCGACAACAAGAACGAUCCCGCUAACCCCCAUAAAGUGUUUCGCUGGCCGGAGGAGGUGACAUCAGAAGCUAACUCUUCUGCUGGAUCCCAGGACAAAGAUGACUUUGAUUUGUUCGAGGAUUGUGUCCUUCCUACACAAGAGAGCCAGGUUAUCCCGUGCUUUGAUAACUGCCUCUACCUUCCAGGAGGAGCUGUAUUUUCAGAAUCCACUAUCAAUCAGGACAUUCUCCAGGAGUGUCUGAAGGGACUGCAGAUUGGCCCUGAAACAGAGGGAACUGCAGGCUUUGAGCCUCCUCCCGAGCAACAGCAGCUGCCGAAUCAGGUUGUGAUUGGUGGAUACGCGUUGCCUGGGCAACAGCAGUAUCCAGUAACGAUUGAGGGUGCAGGCGGUGAAGCUGGGUUGCCUGAGCAACCAGCACCUCCAAUGGGGGGAGCUGUAGGAGGGGCCUGUGGUGGGCAGCUGGCGGAGCAGUUCCUACAUACCAUGAUCAAGACCAGCGAUGGAGAUAAUUUCAAGACUGAGUUCAGGAUAUCAGUGUACUACAGAGGAGUGAAGGUGUCUGAGCAGCUGGUUGAGAAUGAAGCUGGCAUCCGCCUAGUCUACAGCCCUGAACCCACUGGGAAAGUUUUGGACCACGACUCAGGCCUGACCUUGGUCUAUCUGCCAAGUCCUGGGGCCAUGUUGGAUCAAACUCAAGCCAGUCUGACCCAACGCAUCCUGGACAAGCUGGGCGACGGUUUGGAAAUAGGAGUGUCGGGACAUAUGGUGUACGGCCUGCGAUGGGGUGAAAUGAAAGCGUUUUGGAGCUUCUCUAAGUUUGAUCGGAGCAGACAGCCCCAAGAGAUUUCCAAACUGCAGCCUCAACCACUUUACAUGUUGAAGGAGUUUGUGCGAGGAAUAUUGGACUUCAUUGAGGGGAAAGACAGCCCUCCCUGCUCCCUGUUCUUCUGCCUCGGGGAGAAGUGGCCUGACCCAGACAACAGACCCUGGGAGAAGAAACUCAUCACAGUGGAGGUGGUGCUGACUUCAAUGGAGUUACUGAAGAAUAUGGCUGUUGAUGGUGGCGCCUCCUCCCUGAAGUCUGUAGAGCUGCAGAUGUCACUGGAGGAGAUGAUGGAGUUGUGCUGACGUACUUUACUGAGCCUGAAGAAAAGACAUUGUUUACUCCUUUCUUUGUUAUCCCUACCAUUGACUAGAGCAUCUCAGAAUUAGUCAUAUUUACAUGUUUUAUUUACAUUUUUUAUCCAGAUUUUAAACCCAAUAGAAAAGAUCUAAUAAUAAUAAUAAUGAUUUUAAUAAUUGCACCAGUGCUAGUGCAACUUUGCUGGUACUGCUCUAAGGAACAAAGCAAAUAUAUUUAAAGUGAAACUUGUACCAAGGGGCUCUAAAUGAGCACACACCUUUUUAUAUUUUUUCAGGAAAUAAUGAUCAGGACAGAUAUGAUAGGAUAUUCCUUUAAAUUAGUGAUGUUAUUGGUGCUAGUGUUACAUAAAAAUGAAGACCACAUUCCCAAAACACCCCACUGCAAAAAAAAGAGCUAAAGAAAAGAGCCCGGUCAGUCAGGUCAAGAGGUUCACCCAUUCUGCUCUGGGCUCUAAUAAUGUGUUUGUGAUGAAAUAAGUGCAUUCCUCUCAUUUUGUGCAUUGUGCAUUUUGUGUAUGAAAUGUGAAAUGCCGCCCAAAGGUUCAGUCAUCUUGUUGAUGAUUUAGUUUCUUCAUUUGUUCACAGUAUUCAUGCAGUGUAAAUCAGGUAUUGAUGUACAUGUACAUGAGGAUCCCCCUCAGCAAACCUGAAAUACUGUGUUAAACAGAAGGAUGAAGAUACUGUAACAAAGACUAAAGCCUCUGAAUGGUUCAGUCACAGUGAAGAUUACACACUGAAGAUCAAGAUGAUUCAACAACAUGAUCAGAGCAUCGUCUGAAUGCUUUUUAUAUUGUGUCACAUGAGAUUUAUGGUACAAUAUGUUCAACAUACACCUGAGCACAAGGUGGGUUUGUGCCAAAAUAACAUCAGAGACUGUGCAGAGAAAAGUAAAUGCUGUGCAGAUGUUUAUUUCAUCAUGUUUUAUUUAAGGGUCACAACUAACCUGACUCUGUGUACUAGAUGUGGCCUGUUGGAAUUUACUCUACAAUAAGAUUUCAAGGCUUUAAUCAAAUAUUUUAGGAUAUUUUCAUGUUAUUACCAUGACAUCACUUCUUACUCAGGACUUAUUAUUCUUAUCUCAAAGUGUGAUUUACCACUCUGUUAUUAUUAUGAAUGCAAUGUAGAAGAAAUAAAAAAGAUUGUCCAGUUCCAUCA